GCGAGAGAGAGAGAAAUGCAGAGGCAGCAGCAGCAGUAGCAGCGGCGGCGGCAUUGCUCCAACAAGCACUAGUCACUCCAGUCCCAGCAAGCGAGCAGGGGAGAGACACACACCAACUCAGCCCAAGCCAAGCGGGCGCUAGGCUACCUAGGACUCUCCCUGUGACACCAGAGCACACAAACACACAAAGGGGGAGAGAGGAAAAUAUAAAAAAGAACUCCAAACAUGGGAGGCAAACUUAGCAAGAAGAAGAAGGGGUACAAUGUGAAUGAUGAAAAAGCUAAAGACAAGGACAAGAAGGCUGAGGGAGCAGCUACUGAGGAAGAGGAGACUCCAAAACAGAAUGAGGAUGCCCAGCAAACCACAGAGACCGCAGAAGUGAAGGAGAACAACAAGGAGGAGAAGGGUGAUAAAGAGUCCCAGGUUGCUGCCAAUAAGACAGAAGACAAAGAAGGGGAAAAAGAAAAAGCCGUGAGCCAGGAAGAAGUCCAGAAAUCUGAACCAGAGAAGCCAGAGGCCGUUGUUGACGCAAAAGUGGAGCCACAGAAGAACAAUGAACAACUGGCACCUAAGCAAGAGGAACAGACUUCAGCCUCUGCUCCUGCUGCCAGUAGUGAAGCACCUAAAACUUCUGAGCCCAGCAAUGAUGCAAAAGUUUCCCAGCCUUCAGAAGCCACAGCUACUAGUAAAGCGGAUGACAAGAGCAAAGAGGAAGGGGAAGCCAAAAAGACUGAGGCUCCCACAGCACCUGCAGCGCAAGAAACUAAAAGUGAUGUGGCCCCAGCUUCAGACUCAAAACCUAGCAGCAGCGAGGCUGCACCUUCUUCCAAGGAGACCCCGGCAGCAACAGAAGCACCUAGUUCUACUCCCAAGGCUUCAGCGCCUGCAGCCCCACCAGAGGAAGCGAAAUCUUCUGAAGUUCCAGCGACUAAUUCGGAUCAAACCAUAGCAGUGCAAGAUUAAAUUGGACAGCCUGUUGAAAUUAACCACUUAAAACAACCUGUGUCUUUUUUUUUUUUUUAAUUUUUUCAGCUAUACUAACUUGUUUCAGAUCUGAAAUAACAAUAUGUAUUGCCCAGGGGGAAAAAAAAAGGAUGUCCCAUCAAGUUGGGAGGGAGCAAGGGAGGAGGGGGGGGGGGAAGAAUCCAAAUAGUAUUUUUGUGGGGAAAUAUCUAAUAUACUUUCUGCCAGGAUUUAAAAAUAAUAAUGAAAAAUAUGGAUGUCUGAAAGUACAGCACAUCUUUUGUAUCUGAACUGCUGUAAAUGCACUCCACCAAUGUAUCAAAAUACUUUUUUCGUUUUGUAAUGGGGUUUGGGAGUGAUGCUUUUGAUUCUGCCCGCUAGGCUUGUGCCAAGGCAAUCAGAUCUUUAUGAAAGCAGUAUUUUCUGUGGGUGUUUUUUUUUUUUAUUUACAGCCUUUCUUAUUUUGAUAUAUUUUUUAUGCAGUGGAUGAAUGCCAACUUUCAGACAAAACCCACUUAGCUGUCCACAUUUUUCUCAAUGCCAAUCCUCCAAUUCUUCUUCCUCUCCAAAUAUUUUUGGGAGUAAACAGCAUUCUCAUCCUACUUAGCCUACCUAGAUUUCUCAUGACGAGUUAAUGCAUGUCUGUGGUUGGGUGCACCUGUAGUUCUGUUUAUUGGUCAGUGGAAAUGAAAAAGUCUGCGUUCAUUGCAGUUCCAGUUUCUCUUCCAUUCUGUGUCACAGACACCAACACACCACUCAUUGGAAAACAAAUGAAAAAUAAAAUGUACAAUGGAUGCAUUGAAAUUAUAUGUAAUUGUAUAAAUGGUGCAACAGUAAUAAAAGUUAAAUAAUUUAAAAAAAAUAAAGGUGUAAAGAUU
Molecule: messenger RNA, 1841 nt
Organism: Mauremys mutica (yellowpond turtle)
Lineage: Eukaryota; Metazoa; Chordata; Testudines; Geoemydidae
Gene: BASP1
Product: brain abundant membrane attached signal protein 1
Exons: 2
Coding region: 226-963 (245 amino acids)
Biological process (GO): negative regulation of DNA-templated transcription
Cellular component (GO): nucleus; cytoplasm
Molecular function (GO): transcription cis-regulatory region binding; transcription corepressor activity
Source: RefSeq, a predicted model, not a curated record